UCAGUGUGCCCCCUUACAGUAGGUCUGCCCAUCAGAAUGCUCCUUUUACAUCAGUUAUCUCCAUCACAGUGCCGCCUUACAUCAGCUAUUCCUGUCAGAGUGCCCCCUUACACUCAAAGUACCCCUUUCCAUCAUAUUUCCCCAUCAGAAUGCCCCUUUCCAUCACAUGUGCCAAUCAGACUGCCCCUUUCCAUCACAUGUGCCCAUCAGAGUGCCCCUUUCCACAGUAUGCACCUAUUUGUGCCCCCUUAACAUAAAAUGUGCCUGUCAGAGUGCCCCUUAAAAUAAAAUUGGCCCAUCAGAGUGCCACUUAACA
This is a messenger RNA of Staurois parvus, 316 nucleotides long. NCBI's taxonomy places the organism in Eukaryota, Metazoa, Chordata, Amphibia, Anura, Ranidae. The record is from the annotation of a GenBank genome assembly.